Molecule: messenger RNA, 321 nt
Organism: Cryptosporidium ubiquitum
Lineage: Eukaryota; Apicomplexa; Conoidasida; Eucoccidiorida; Cryptosporidiidae
Product: 40s ribosomal protein S25
Exons: 1
Coding region: 1-321 (106 amino acids)
Cellular component (GO): cytosolic small ribosomal subunit
Molecular function (GO): structural constituent of ribosome
Source: RefSeq, a predicted model, not a curated record
AUGCCACCAAAAGGUGAAAAGAAGACUAAGGAGCAAAUUGCCGCAGCUGCAGCUGCAGGAGGUAGAGCAAAACGCAAGAAGUGGUCAAAAGGUAAGCAAAAAGAUAAGGCAAACCAUUCCGUCUUGUUCGACAAGAAGACUGCCGACCGUUUCCACAGCGAUGUUUUGAAAUCGAGACUUUUGACCCCAGCUGUUGUUGUUAACCAACUUAAGGUUAAUGCAAGCGCUGCUAGAGCCAUGCUACGUGACUGUGAAUCUAAGGGAAUUAUCAAACCAGUUGGAGAACAGACUCACGGACAGAUGAUAUAUACAAGAGCAUAA